Purpureocillium takamizusanense is the source of this 2086-nucleotide messenger RNA. RefSeq lists its product as uncharacterized. Gene Ontology annotation, cellular component: cytoplasm. NCBI's taxonomy places the organism in Eukaryota, Fungi, Ascomycota, Sordariomycetes, Hypocreales, Ophiocordycipitaceae. Gene Ontology annotation, molecular function: protein binding. Bases 160 to 1944 code for a protein of 594 amino acids. The record is from RefSeq and is a predicted model, not a curated record. The transcript has 3 exons.
CGCCUCACCACCAAAUCCCAGGCCCGCGAUCGAUGGGCCCCGGAAUUCUGCUGCCUUCUCACCCACUCACCAUCACCUCGUACUUGCGCCGCCCCCAUCCUACCAUGUCCGGGCACUCAGCGUUGCAAGCACGACAGAUUGUGUAGACUCGACGUAAUAAUGGUCGAGUCACGACACGUUGGGCAGCGCGUGUCCUACAGCGGCGCCCUGUGUACGGUGAGGUAUGUCGGUCGGGUCGAGGGCACAGAGGGCUCCUGGCUCGGCGUCGAAUGGGACGACGCCACCCGCGGCAAGCACGAUGGCUCCCACAAGGGCGUACGCUAUUUUACUUGCCUCUCAAAGUCGGCUACUGCGGCGUCGUUUGUGCGCCCGACGCGGCCCGCAGACCCGCCACAGAGCUUCAUCGCGGCGCUGCACGACAAGUACGUCGCCCACGACCCGCUGAGCGGCCAGGGCAGCGGCGCCGCGCCGGAGCACGCCCGGCCGAUUGUCAUCUCGGGCAAGGUGGCUGAGGAGAAGGGCUUCGACAAGAUCCGCCGCAAACUCGCGCAGGUGCAAGACCUCAAGAUUGUGAUCCUCGACGGGCUGCGCGUGGCGAGCGCGGUGGGACCCGAGGAGAGGAGGGUUUCCGAGACCUGCCCGAGCAUCGUGCAUCUGGAUCUGAGCAGGAACCUGUUUGAGCGGCUGGGGCCCGUCGUGGAGGUUUGUCGGGAGCUCAGAAACCUCCAGCGGCUGAGCGUCAAUGGCAACCGAUUCCAGCAUGUCUUGAGAGACGAGGCUCUCGAGCAUGCCGAGGCCGCGUUUCGUGGCGUGACGGAGCUUGCUCUCGGUGAGACGCUGCUGAGCUGGGAGGAGCUCUGCCAUGUCGCCGUCCGAUGCCCGUCCCUCACGACCCUCGCCGUGGGGGCCAACCAGCUCUCUUUUCUUUCCGAGCCAGACUACGGCAGCCUCACGAGGACGCUGACCUCCAUCAACCUCGAAUACAACGGCUUCACAGCCGUGUCUGACCUCGCCAGCCUGGCAUCUCUGUCGGCUCUCCGCAAUCUGCACCUCAAGGGCAAUAGCAUCAAAGAAAUGACGGCCCCCAACGCCUCUACAACCAUAUUCCCGCAUUCACUCAAAUAUCUCGACGUGUCAUACAACAAGAUUGAGGACUGGUCCUUUGUCGACGCGCUCGCCACGCACUUCCCGGGCAUCACAGGCCUGCGAAUCGCUCACAACCCGGUGUACGACGCGCAAAAGGACGGCGACACCAAGACGGCCUCGUCAGCCGAGGAAUCGCACAUGUUUACCAUUGCGCGCCUCGCGGGGCUCAAAAGCGUCAACUUCACGCACAUUCAGCACGCGGACCGCACCAAUGCGGAGAUGUUCUACCUCUCGCGCAUCGCGCGGCAGCUCGCCGCCGUGCCCGAGAGCGCCGAGCAGAGCGUCCUGGCGCAGCACCCGCGGUGGGCGGAGCUCUGCGAUAUGUACGGCGAGCCGGACGUGGUGCGGCGCAGCGAAGUGAACCCUCUGUUCCUCGAAGCGAGGCUGGUGACGGUGCGGUUUCACUACGAGGAUGGCAGCGGGACAGCAAGGAAAAGGACGACGCGCAUCCCAAGGUCGUUUGACAUCUACGCCGUCAAGGGAAUUGCAGGGAAGCUGUUUGGCGUGUCUCCGCUGACGGUGCGUCUGGUAUGGGAGACGGGCGAGUGGGAUCCCGUGGCGCAAUACGAUGAACGCGACGGCGAGAGCAGCGACGAAGACGAUGACGAUGACGAUGCCGACAUGGUCGGCGGGACGCCAUCAGAGGACAAUGAGGACUAUUCCAGAGAGAGAGCCGGGAGGUGGAUCAAGCGAGAGGUUGAGUUGAGGGACGGGCCAAAGCAGCUUGGCUACUGCGUCGAUGGCCAGGAUGUGGACAUUCGCGUCGAGGUCACGCAGGGCCCGGCCAAUGCGAGUUGAGAAGCGGGCAUCCGAUUUGCGCAAAAAGUGCAGCAGCACGAGCGACGACGACUAGACUCGACUUCAUUUGCCUCUAUAUACAGUAUACGUAAAUAGACCAUUGCAGCCACGGAGGUCAGCGUCGACAUCACUCCCACCUACA